Moneuplotes crassus is the source of this 3632-nucleotide messenger RNA. The record is from the annotation of a GenBank genome assembly. NCBI's taxonomy places the organism in Eukaryota, Ciliophora, Spirotrichea, Euplotida, Euplotidae.
CUGAAAAAGAUUAUAUGAUAAGAGUCAUAACAACAUUAUUAUGGCUUUGAUAUUCAGCCAAUGCAUUUGUGGGGAAUAAAAUUACGCCUCCUUCCAAACUACACACACAAAAGAUUGGGCUAAAUCAAUCUGAAGUAAGUCUGUACAACAGCUUGACUAAGAGAAGAGCUCUUCCUUGAGGAGAUGGUGUUCUUGAUGCGGGAGAACUUUGUGAUGAUAGAAAUACAAAUCCAGCUGAUGGAUGAUCAGCAGAUUGUCUCACUCUUGAAGCUGGGUUUGAGUGUCCCAACCCUGGUCUUCCCUGCGUAGAGAUCUGCGGAGACGCAGUUGAUGGAGGUACUUAUGAGUGAGAUGAUGGUAAUACAUCUCCAAACGAUGGUUGUGAUGAUAAAUGCAGGCUUGAAGCUAUUGGCUUUGACUGUCCCACCGUCAAACCCUUUCCAACAGUCUGCACAGAAAUCUGUGGAGAUGGCAUGAACUUUGGAAAUUAUCCUUGAGACGAUGGUAACACUGUAGGAGGUGAUGGAUGCAGCGCAACAUGAUCUGUUGAAAAAGGAUUUUGAUGAGACAAAGAAGGUUGCAAUGAUAUCUGUGGAGAUGGCCUCGAAGGAGGAGGUACCCAUGUCUGUGAUGAUGGAAAUGUUAUCUUUGGAGAUGGUUGCGAUCAUAGAUGCGAAUACGUUUCAGGAUUUACCUGUUCAGCAACCUUUCCGACCACUUGAGUUGAGAAUUGUGAUUCUGAAGAUUGGUAUUUUAACGCAUGAGAAGAUUACAACGGUGUUAAUGGAGAUGGUUGUAGUAAUACCUGUGAAGUCGAGCACUCCUAUCAAUGAGAAGAAGGAGAUCCCUUGAACCCAGAUGUCUGAAUAGAAAUCUGUGGUGACGGUUAUGAUUUCUUCAAUUACCACUGAGAUGACGGUAAUUAUAACUCAGGAGAUGGCUGCAGUGUCCUUUGCCUCCCAGAAGUUGGCUACGAAUGAGUCAAUGGAACAAACGACAAGCCUGAUGUCUGCCCAGAAAUCUGUGGAGAUGGCCUUAAUUUUGGAUGGUAUGAAUGUGAUGACGGAAACCUUAUCAACGGAGAUGGCUGUGAUGACACCUGCCAAGUGGAAUUUAGAUGGAGAUGCUACGAUGGUACUCCUACAAGAAAAGAUACAUGAGAAGAAAAAUGUGGUGAUGGAAUUGAUCUCAAAAUUAAUGCUUGCGAAGACUCAAACGUCCUCGAAUGGGACGGCUGCAACCGCUAUUGUAAUAUGGAAGAAGGAUGGGUCUGCACAGGUGGCAACGUCACCCAUGCAGACAUUUGCUCAGAAACAUUCGGAGAUGGUUGCAGAGUUGGAACUGAAGAAUGAGAUGACAAUAAUUUAAUCAAUGGUGAUGGAUGCAGCUCACUUAUGAAAAUUGAAACUGGCUAUGUUUGCACUGGAGGGAAUCUUACUACAAGCAAAGAUGACUUUUGCACUGCUGCUAACUACACAGUUUCAGAUACAACCUGUGCCUGAAUAUCCACAGAGAAAGAUACAUGCACAGAAAUUUGUGGAGACGGUCUUAACGUCGGAGUCUGGGAAUGAGACGAUGGAAAUAACAGGAAUUAUGACGGAUGAAACUCUGUAUGCACUAUAGAAGACGGCUGGGAAUGAUCAGGAGGAAGUAAUAUUACAGCAGAUACUUGAAUUAUGAAGCCCAGACCCUAUGUUGAAGAUGUCUUUGUCAGCCUCAAUGGUAGUGUCGUUAUUGUCUGGUUUAAUGAGAAGAUGAAAUUGUACACAGGAUGGAAUGAAUCAGAUUUUAAUAUGUAUAUCACAGGAGAUCAAGAAGUAUAUAACUUUACUUGGUCAUUAAGAAAUGCUACUAGCUUGCAAGUAGUUGGCAAUAAUGAGUUUUAUUUUGAUAUUGAUGUGAAAGAUCAGAUAGCAGGGUAUGGUCACGAGAGAAUAAAUAUACAAUUUAAUAAUGAUCAGUACUUUGGUGCAGAAGCGACUACAUUAAAACUACUGAAUUGGACAGUUUCUACUCAUUUGCAUCAGCAAGCUUCAAAGCAAGAUGAUCAAUGUGGAAUUAAGUAUCCUAUCUAUUUAUUCUGGUUAUCAUUUGCAUGAAUGGUCUUUGUUGUAAUGUUUUACUCAUACAGGUAUAUGAACUCGAUGACUCCUCUUUGGUUAAUAAUUUCUUCUUUCCAGAUCCUCUUCAUGCACUGAACAAUGGAUCUCUAUAUUCCGACUUGAUUAUUAGACUUCUAUAGAGGUAUUGGGAAAUUAGUCUUCCUCGAACUGCCUGCACUUAGAAACAUUGUGACACCAGCUCACAAGGACGGGCUCAGUCUUAGGUUUAACGAUACAGGGUUUGACUCACCUGUAUUUCUCGCCAAUGCGAUCUGAGGUAUUUUUGUCAUAUUUUUCUUGAUACCUCUUAUGCUUGUCAGAUAUCUCAGAAAGAAGAACAUCAAAAAUGAAAGAUUACUUGAAGUGCUCAGAAGAUACUGGCAGCAAUGGAUAGUCGUUAUACUUCUCUUAAUCUAUGCUAGGCUUAGCUUCGCAUGAGCCAUUAAUUUUGAAAUAAUGACUAUCCUGGACUCUGAUAUUUUGACAGCAUCCUCUGUCCUGACAGUCUAUUGUGCUAUGUCUCUCAUAAUGCUGCUUCUUUUUUUCUUAUAUGUUGGGGUUCAUACCUACCACAGAACAAAGGAUGAUCGAAUCUCAAUAGAAUUAGGUAACCAAAGACCUAAAAUGGCUCAUGGGUCAAUGGACCCAUCCCUUCCUGCGACUAGAAUCAUGGUGUACAUGUUGGAAGAUAUUGACAUCAGAAAGGGCCCUGCCCCAUUCCACUACGUCCUAUACUUCUUAAGACUAACAAUAUGGGCAUUUGCGUUAGUCAAGCUCAGAAGAGAUGAAAUUGCAGCUCUUUGAUUACUCACAAUAAUGAACACGAUUUACCUUCUCUGGAUGAUCCAUGUGAGACCAUACAAGACUAAUCUGAACAACAGGUUGGGUAUUUUUGUCGAAAUGUGAACUCUUCUAAUAACCCUGCUAAUCUUCCCUUACAUCAGAGCUUGGCCACCGAGGGAUAUCUUCAUUGACUUCGCUAGGUACCAGUUCUUGAUCAUCUGGAUUAUGGUACUAGGCGUGACAUUCAUAAUAAUAGCAGACCACAUUUGGAAGAGAUUCAUUUCUAAAGAAGAUUACUACCAAAAACCUCACAGAACGAUUUUCCAAAGUAGGCCUCGCCUUAAGAAAGCAAAGAAGAUUCCAAUCCCAGAGCCAGUCAUCAAUGAGGCUGAAGGUGAAGGAGAGGAAUCAGAAGAGGAAAAAGAAGAAGAGAAAAAGGAGCAACCUAAGGAAGAGACUAAAGAACCUCCCAAGGGACAACCUUCAGCAACGUCUAGUUAUUACACUGAGGGGGAAGAGUCUGAGUAUGAAAGCGGAACUGAGAGAGACACCUCUAGACCUAGAAGAGAUAGCAUUAAUGAAGAAAGCAAGGAUUCUGGUCCAGAAGUCCUAUACGAGAAGCCUAACAACGCAGAUGAUAACAUCGAGAUGAACAUCCUCUCUGCAGAUGUGAAUUUAGCCAAUGAAGCGACUGGGGCUGAUUUCGGAGUUGGAGGCUCUUACAAUAAAAAUGUUGAUAAAUCCUAA